Messenger RNA from Entrophospora candida, 540 nucleotides. The record is from the annotation of a GenBank genome assembly. Lineage: Eukaryota; Fungi; Glomeromycota; Glomeromycetes; Entrophosporales; Entrophosporaceae.
AUGGCAAGAAACAACACCACUGUUAAUCUACCAACGAUUUCCGAAUUGAACAAAUUACCGUAUGAAGAAUUUGUCUCUUCAUUAAAUGUUCUAUUUGAAUCAGCACCACCUUUAGCUAAACAUUUAUAUUAUUCAUCAAGACCUUUCACAUCAUACAAAUCAUUGAUAACAAUUGCCAAAGAAUAUGUUACUUCGAACAACAACAACAAUGAUGAUGAUCUAUCAUUAUCAUUAUCUGAUAAGCUUGAAAUAAUUAAUGCACACCCACGAUUAGGUGAUAAUAGAAAAAAUCUUUCGAUAAUGUCACUCAAUGAACAAGAAGAUAAGAUCAAUUCAAAGCUUCAAGAAUUGAAUUCACAGUAUGAAAAUAAGUUUGGUUUUAAAUUUGUGAUAUUUGUUAAUGGAAGGAGUAGAAAAGAAUUGAUACCAAUAAUUGAAGAAAAAAUCCAGAAUGGUGAUAAAGAUGAAGAGUUGAAUAGAGGGCUAAUUGAUAUGAUGGAUAUUGCAAUGGAUAGAUUAAAAAAAUUAAAUUUUGAAUAA